Carassius gibelio (silver crucian carp) is the source of this 4044-nucleotide messenger RNA. It is a transcript of the gene tpcn3, whose product is annotated as two pore segment channel 3. The record is from RefSeq and is a predicted model, not a curated record. The transcript is spliced from 19 exons. Bases 63 to 2384 code for a protein of 773 amino acids. NCBI's taxonomy places the organism in Eukaryota, Metazoa, Chordata, Actinopteri, Cypriniformes, Cyprinidae. Gene Ontology annotation, cellular component: membrane. Gene Ontology annotation, biological process: transmembrane transport; monoatomic ion transport. Gene Ontology annotation, molecular function: monoatomic ion channel activity.
UCCUCUGAACUGGAUCUGUAUCAGCUGCGUAAGGACAGGGAAAGGUUGAGGGACAGAGAAAAAUGUCAAAGACAGAAAAACCAAAGGACCAUACUUUACCAAAUGAUGAAGGUUUAACCAGUGGAGAAAAUAAUGUUUCCAUGAACGUUUCAGAUGAGAUGACAGAGAAAUUCGACCUUGCCACAGUAUAUGUGUCAGAUGCCCAGUAUAACAGGAACAUCUUUUUUGAUACUUCGCCACAGGCUGUGAGGCUGUACCUGUUGUAUAAUCACUGGUUCAUGCAGAUGUUGGUGUAUGUGUUUAUCAUCAUAAAUCUUGCUUUGGCUCUCUUUGAGGAUCCUGCUGUUGUACCACUUCCUAUAUGGGCCACUUCUACAAUUGAGAUAAUAUGUCUCUCUGCAUUCACUGUGCGGAUGGUACACUAUGCCAAAGUCAUUCCAAGGGAUAACUUCUGGAAGGAUCCUAAAAAUAUCUGCAUCAUAGUCAUUGUAACGCUCUCUUUCAUAGAUUUGACUAUAUACGGGGCUCUGAAAGCAGCAGGCUACAUUGCCAUCAAAUGGUCGAGGGUCUUAAGACCUCUUCUGUUAGUCAAUGUUACAGAGGGAAGACAACUGCGAAAGGCGUUCAGGAGUAUUCGCAAUGCACUGCCUCAGAUCUCCUAUGUUUUUCUCUUAUUCAUGUUCAGCGUGUUGGUCUUUUCUCUCAUGGCUCUUAAAUUAUUUGGAAAAAGGGGCCUUCUUACCAUUGAUGGUUCUCCAUAUUUCACUGACUAUUUGGAUAUUGUUUUCAAUCUUUAUGUUUUAGUGACUACUGCUAAUAGUCCUGAUGUCAUGAUGCCGGCCUACAACUACAGUGUUUUCUUCUCCAUUUUCUUCAUCCUAUACAUUGCUAUCAACACAUAUUCCUUCAUGACCUUCUUUCUUGUCAUCGUUUACAAAAACUACAAAAAGUACCUUAAGGAGGAAGUGCGGCAGCUUGUGAAGGCCAGAAGAUUUAAGAUGUGCCAGGCAUUUUCUUUGCUUCAGGAGACCCGGGGUGAAGGUGGAGAACCUGUGGUGACCCGGGCCAAAUGGAACCGUCUGGUUAAACUCGUCAAGCCGAAUAUCAGUAUUGCUUACCGGGAAUUGCUCUGGAGCGUCUUAGAUGAUCAGAAUAAAGGACACAUAGAGAAGUUUGCAUUUGUCCAGCUUGCUGACCUUCUGAGUAUUCAGGUGAUCACAGUGAAGUCACAGCCACAUCCCAUUCAAAUAUGUUUCCCCUACAUGUAUAAUUCCUCAGUCAGCAGAUUCAUUCGCUAUAUGGUUUGUACAAGAAUGUUUGUGUAUGUCUAUGACCUGAUUAUCCUGGUGAAUGCUGUAUUUAUUGGUCUGGAUGAGGAAAACCCUGUGGUCUCAAAUGCUGAAUGGGGUUUUCUGGCUCUUUAUAUGUUGGAGAUCAUUCUAAAACUGUACACUACAGAGCCUCGGGUGUUCUUCGCUCUACAUAAUUUCUGGAACUGGUUUGAUACCAUCAUUAUUGUGUCUGCACUCUUUUGCACAAUUAUUAACUCAGCACUCAUACACUCUGGAGGUUACAGAAGUCGCCAGAUCUUGGACAUUGUUUUCAUCUUGAGAGUCUGCAGACUCAUACGCUUGGUGUAUUCCAUCAAGAGAUUCCAAGCCAUCAUCAACACACUUAUUAAAAUUGGACCAACUAUUCUUACAUUUGGCCAACUCAUAGUGGUGGUGUAUUACAUAUUUGGCAUAAUUGGAAUGGAAUUAUUUAAAGGUAAAGUUCAGUUCUUCGAACCUAACUCUACAAGUCCUGAUCGCGAGUACUGUGGAAACCCUCUCCUCAAAGGAACCAAUUUUGCUAAACACAACUACUGCAAGAACAACUUCAACAAUGUGGUCUCUUCCUUCAUUGUCUUGGUGGAACUCACUGUGGUUAAUCAGUGGCAUGUGUUGACCAGCGGUUUCACGGCAGUCACACACGUUUCAGCCAGAAUUUUCUUUGUCCUUUUCCACAUUGUAGUCGUCAUUAUUAUAAUCAAUAUUUUUGUAGCAUUUAUCUUGGAGGCAUUCUUAGUCGAAUACACAUUUGACAAAAGUGACCUGCAAACUUCUCUGGAGAAAAAAAUAGAGGAGCUGGAGCUUAAUGUUCAACAGGAUGGUAUGGACACUGGUCUUGUAGAUGGAGUGGAAAGCAAUGACAAUGAACUGGGCCCUUCUCAAUCUGGCAAACAGAAGCCCUUGCUCAGGUUCAAGAUUGCUUCAAGAAAAUCCAGAACUGUGGAUGGAAUUUUACAGCGGAUGUUUGAAACAGAUCUUCGUCAUGAAGACUCCAACAAGGAGGAGGAGCCAGAAAAUAUCAACUUCUCAAACCCUGUCUUUGACUCAGUAUAAACAACAUUAAAAAAAAAAUUACUGUACUGGACUCUCUCUUAAAAUAAUAUAUUAAAACAAUUGAAUUACUACAAAAAUAAUGCAAAAGAUGUGCCACUGUGCAUCUUUUCUUUCCUUUUGAAAAUUUUUGCACAAAAAACGCAAAGUCAAAAAAGGUUUAUUUAAAACACUACCCCAAUAUUUACUUCUAGUGCUUCCUGUACAUAAUAGGGCCUUUCACACUGCUUUAGUACAGUACAUUUAAUACUGGAACUAAAGUACUGGGAUGAAUUUGCGUGAACUAUUUCCUAGUACCGUUUAAAGGGUUGCAUUCACACAUAAGCUGGUCGACGCACUGUACCUGCACAGAUAUCGUAUACACACAUAAGGUCAAAGGUUUACAUACAUCUAGCAGAAUCUACAAAAUAUUACAAAUUUGAACAAAACAGGGAUCACACAAAAUGCAUCUUGUUUUUUAGUACUGGCCUGAAUCAGAUAUUUCACAUAAAAGAUAUUGUUCACAAGAUAAAAUAAUAAUACUGUGUUGUUAACUGAAUUAUUAUUUUUUUAUUUUUGGAUAAUGCCUGCCGUUUUUCUGAAGAAUCCCUUAGGUCCCGUAAAUUCAGCAUUUCUGUGUAUUUGAACUCUUUUCAAUAAUGACAAACUGAGGACAACUAAGGGGCUCAUAUUCAAAUAUCAUAGAAGGUUCAAGCAUUAAACUGAUGCUCCAGAAGGAAACAACAGCCCAUCAAGGGUGUGAAAACCUUUUGAAUUUGAAGAUGAAUGAGUAGAAAAAAAAGAAAAAAAAGUGACCUGACAUUCAGCCAAGUAUGGUGACCCAUACUCAGAAUUUGUGCUCUGCAUUUAACCCAUCCGAAGGGCGCACACACACACUGUGAACACACAACCGGAGCAGUGGGCAGCCAUUUAUGUUGCGGCGCCCGGGGAGCAGUUGGGGUUAGAUGCCUUGCUCAUGGGCACCUAAGUCGUGGUAUUGAAGGUGGAGAGAGAACUGUACAUGCACCCCCCCCACCCACAAUUCCUGCCGACCCGGGACUCGAACUCACAACCUUUCGAUUGGGAGUCCGACUCAUGUAUCUUUUGUAGCUUCUGAAGGGCAGUACUAAAUGAAAAAAAUAUAUUUGGUCACAAUAAGAUAAAUGUACACAUCUUCAUUCUGUUCAAAUGUUUUCACCCCCUUAAUGCUUUGACUUUACAUCUGGAGCAACGGUGAGUGUUUUUCACUUCCAGUUCAUUUUGAUUUAUAUAAUUAUAAGAUAUAUGUCAUAAACAAAAUAAGUGAUCAGAAUGUUGACUGAAUUAUGCACGCACUGUUUAAACUUUUUCACAUCAUAAAUGUUAUCCAUGCAUGUUAAGCAUUUUUUAUUUUCCUGUAUAGAGUAAUUUUGUUCUGCUUCGUGAGUAACGAAGAUAAUGUUCAUUCUGACUACUGCCCAUAGGUGUGAAGUACAAUAACUGAUAUAACAGAAAAGAAAUAAGGGGAAAGGUGCCACCUGUUUUAUAUAAUAAUAAUAAUAAUAAUGAUAAUAAUAAUAAUAAAACACAACUAAUUGCAUAUUACACAGAUGUUAUGAAUGCAUUUGUUUAAUUUAGGAUUAAAAAACAAGGGAUGCUAUGUUUAAGCCUUAUAAGAGUCUGUUUAACAUGCUCUGUUUUGGAA